Molecule: messenger RNA, 2526 nt
Organism: Dermacentor silvarum
Lineage: Eukaryota; Metazoa; Arthropoda; Arachnida; Ixodida; Ixodidae
Exons: 2
Coding region: 75-1004 (309 amino acids)
Source: RefSeq, a predicted model, not a curated record
GCCUACAGCAUCGCUCAGAAGGCACGCAGCGGUGCUAUAAGCUGCAGUUCGGGGCGUCGGCUUCGUCCGCCACCAUGCCUUACGAGAGGGACUCGUACAAGCUGUUCGGGUUUUCAGAGGAACUGGACUGGAAGCCCCUGCACUUGGUUCAGCCCAUAGAUGACGCAAGAGUGUGUAGCGCGUGCGGAUUCGUGCCCAAGAGAAGCGGCUUCCUGCCCUGUCGCCACGUCCUGUGCGAGCCGUGCUACGAGCAAUGCAAGAACAGGGGCCACAUCUGCGUCAUGGAUGGCGAGGCGUGCCCGGAGACCGGAAUCCACUGGAGGGAAUUCCCUGUCGAUAAGCUCUUCAACAGAGAAGUCAGCUGCUGGAACAAGGCAUACGGCUGCGAAACCAUCACUACAGUUUCAAACUUGGUCAACCACUUUCACGAAAAGUGCGCCCACCAUUCCACGCGCUGUCACAAGUGCUCAGCGACGGUUCUUCAGAGAGACAUGAUCGCACACCUGGAGUCGAGUUGCUCGGCCCACGUCUUGAGCAGGAAGUCCUCGACGUCAAGUUCAGAAGGCAUAGGGAGAAAUGAGAUACAAAACGUCCAAACUGUACUCCACGACAUAAAGCAGUGCUUACAGAACGCUACCACUGAACAUGAACACUUAAGUUCGAGAAUCGGUAAAGUUCUCGGACAGCGCCUCGAUGCGCAGAGUGAACUCGGGGACGUCAUCAGGGAAAUGGCGGAGCGAAUCAAUCUGACACUGCGGGUUAUCGAAGAAAACGUCAAAAGAGACGAAGAGGUUCAGCGGGAGUUCGAUGCCCUGAAAGCGACCUUGGAAGAACGAGUAGCCGAUACGAAAUUGACGAUGGAAGCUUUCGUGCGGGCUCAAAAUUCGCAGGCUGAGCUCAGAAGCAAGGCGCAGAGCGACGUGACGCAAACUGUCAGUGAUAUGCACCGAGAAGUGCAGCGCAUCAAAUCGGAGCUGGAAAACAUCCAGCACGAGUUGUGCUGAGAUUCCGUUCUUUCGAAGAGUGUCAUCUAGGGGUCUCUACAGCCAGCCUCUGAGUCUGGUUAUACUCAAGCUUUCAAUUUAUCAAAGGGUAGUUUUUUUUUAUUAAAUAGUUACCCCCUCUAUGAGAGCAAUACGCGGUCGAGAAUGCGCGAUGUUUUACACAGAAAUACAGAUAAAUCACUGUACUAUACAUUAAAUUUGUUUCUUCUGUGUCUGGAUGCUCGUUUCACACACAUUUGCAAUAACCUUGCUUGCCUAUUUGUUCCGCUGUUAUGCGUUCGGUCCCAGCGUUUCACAGAAAAUACCCUUCCUUCCAAAACAAUUUCUGCUGUUGAUAGAACAGGUCCGCAACGCAUUCUGGGAACAUAUCUGCUCCAACACUCACUAAAUUCCCUAAGCAUUCUCUAUUAAUUCUCUAUAAUUGCAUUGAGAGCCUUUCAGAGAAACUAAAUGCGUCCUAAUACAGCACUCAAACAAAGGCAAAAGGUGCCAAACCAGGGUCACUUCCACACUAAUAUUCUCGCCUCAACAAAGCUUCAACAAAGCGUGCCUUUGACUACUAAAUCCGCGAUAACAUUAAAGAUGUAUUGGCACUAAUUUCGCUAUCUGUCUCUGAAAGUUUGCAAGAAUCAGUCACCAAGUGUUGGGUCGGGUUAUCGGUAACUUGGUGAAACUUGCACUACCUCUGGUGUUUCGCAUUCCCGCAUCAGAAACAGUCCGUCUAAAGUGGUGCACCAUGACACCGAAAGAUAUGCGGCACAUAUAGCAACAGCCCCUGCCACUUCCUUUGGGGACGUCGGCUUAAAUGGUAACACCCGAUGUGAGUGCGCUUUAUGUACGCAUGGUGGUCGGCGACUCCAGCAUCGAGGUGCACGCAAAGCGCCGCGUAGUGAAUCUCAGAAGCCAUACAAAUGGCCAGUACUCUUCUGCGGCCCCUGCUUGAUAAUGCUUGUAAAUCCUAGUCGUAAAUCUCAGAGGACAUCGAAUCAAUGCUCUUCUGCAUGCUUCACGCGCUAGCGCACGCAGAAAAAAAAACGUAAUGCAUCUCGUACAUCUAAAAGUGAUUUUCAAGUUUGAUUUCAAUCACUGAAGAAUGUAUUUGAUAUUUCCUAAUGCUACCUGUAAUGAACUCGUUGAAACAAUUCUGUCGACUAGUAUAGAUUAAGGUUUCAGCGCAAUAUUUCUUUUUUCAGAAUGCAACGCAACGUAAUUGUGAAGUAGAUUUUACAGUGUCCGUGUUACAGGCGUCUGGUUCUUGGUUCGAAUUUAACUUUCGACAAGCGUUUUUUUUUUAUUUUUUAUUUCACGUUGCCUAGGUGUUUGAGGUUGACGUUACGUAAUGCCUCAAAGAUAGCUAGAUUAGGAGCUCAUAACUGUUUAGCAUGAUAAAAGCCCGGCCGCGCAGGUAUUGCGUCCACAAGCCGCGAUUAGCACACCAUUUCAUAGAUGGCCAAAAUCCAUGUGCAAAAGGAAGUGCGCAAGGGCAUCGGAUUGUAUAAGGACACUCACGAGAAAUUUGAGU